AUGUGCAACCCAGAAGACAUAGUAAAGGAGGCUUCGAUAACUACUCCAGAUGCGAGGAGAUUCCCUUCAUUGGAAACUGCAUCAGGGCUGGAGGUUCCUAAGACAAUGUCUCCAAGGUCUUUAGAUGAUCUGAACGAGAUGUACAGAGAAAUGGAGUUUCCUACAAUAGAAGAGAGGAUGCUUAGAGACCACAUGGCCCUGAUAGAUGUUCUGAACAACUUGAACAUAGAGUACAAUAGAUACGGACUAACAGUCUCCUCGGAACUGGACGAACUAAGGAGGAAGCAGGAAGAAAUGGCGCUUCAUGACGAGUACGAAAGAGAAUGCGACGUCCUGGAGGUGGAACUGGCAAACAUGAAGCAGAAGUAUGAAGAAAUGCAGAAGUACAACCGCCACGACAUAGGUGACCUAAGGCACAAACUCGAUGAGCUUAGAAGGAUGUUUAAUGACAUGGAGUAUGAAAGAUCACACACAAGUCUCAUCAAUAGGAUAUUUGCAUUUCUAAGAGGAGAGGGCCCCGCAGACGAAGAAGUCACUAGCUCUCUUGCAUAUGUUAAGGAAGGCAGAGAGUACCUCAACACCAUUGAGAAAAUGCUUAUACUUGACGAGAUUGGGAGCAUGCCCGAUUCAUACAACAAAAUUGUUUGCCAGCAUCUCAUCCAUGAGGAAUCCGUUGGGCUGGACCAACUGGGAAAUGCUCUAGGUAUAGACAGAACAGCACUUCUAAGAAUAGUCUAUGGACUACUGAGUAAAGGAAUAGUUGUGUUUGACAGAUCAGAAGACAGGAUAUGCCUUCAGAGAUAG
Messenger RNA from Encephalitozoon hellem ATCC 50504, 804 nucleotides. RefSeq lists its product as uncharacterized. The transcript has a single exon. The record is from RefSeq and is a predicted model, not a curated record. Lineage: Eukaryota; Fungi; Microsporidia; Unikaryonidae. The coding region runs from base 1 to 804 and encodes 267 amino acids.